GUCGCCUGCUCUCGUUCGAUUACCUACUAGUCUCUGCCCUUUUGGUCUCCCUGGCUACGGGUGCGGUGAUGCCUCCGUGGCCCCGGUGCCCGCAUCCAUGGAGUCCCACUGUGAUUAUUUUAUGUACUUCCCUGCCGUGCCUUUCACGGAACCCACCAAAGAGCCUGGGCGAUAUCGUGCUCUCCCUCGCCGCAAUCACCUCUACCUAGGUGAAACAGUACGCUUCCUACUUGUCUUACGGUGUCGGGCCAUUGAUGGGGGCGGUGGCUAUGACUCCCGGGGAUGGAGUGAGCUAGCCAGCUCUUUGUCAGCCCUGGCUAGUGUCAGUCCUGGUGUGAGUCGACAAGAAGGGCCGCCAGAUGGAGACGAGGACUGGGUAGGGCAGGCGGUGGGGGAUGAGGAACAGGAGGAGGAGGAAGCUGGUGUUAGGGAUCAUAGGAAGAAGAAGGUCAGAGGGUUCAGAGAAUGCAAACCUCUUUUAACUCACAACAGCCAGCAUCCGGGCAGUGGUGACUAUCGCAAGAACCAGCAACAGACAACAGUGGAAGAGCCAAUUAUACUAAAUGAUGAAGUAAUUUUCCCACUCACUGUAUCUCUGGACAGAUUGCCAGCAGGAACUUUGAAAGCAAAGAUCAUUGUUACAGUAUGGAAGAGGGAUACAGAGAAGGUGGAAAUCCGAGAACAUGGCUACCUGACCAUUUUGCAGAAUCGGGCUCCUUCACAGGUGUUCAGGGAGGAGCAGAGUAGUUUCAAAGCCCAAGUGAGUACUUUGUUGACCGUGCUCCCCCCUCCAACUGUGAGAUGUCGACAAGUCAGUGUAUCUGGGAAGUACAUCACAGUCCUCAAAGUGCUGAAUUCCUUUUCUCAAGAGGAAGUAUCUGUCCGGGAUAUUCGGAUUUUGCCAAACUUCAACACCAGUUAUCUUCCCAUGAUGCCAGAUGGUUCUGUGUUACUGGUGGAUAAUGUAUGCCACCAGUCUGGUGAUGUAUCUAUGGCCUCCGUCUACAGGAUAGACAGUGUCUCUUGCAGUCUUCCCUGCACGCUCAGCGCACUUGAAGGGCACAACUUCCUGUUUCAACUACAAGUGAAUGAACGGCCCCAAGAAGACACCAGAGAGGGCUUGGAAGUACCUUUGGUUGCAGUGGUCCAGUGGUCAACACCGAAACUGCCAUUCACAAAUUGUAUCUACACACAUUACAGGCUGCCAAAUAUCCGCUUGGACCGCCCACGCUUUGUGAUGAUGGCAUCCUGUGAUUCACCUGUGCAGGUGUAUGAGCGAUUUAAUGUUACAUACACUUUGCUGAACAACCUCCAGGACUUCUUGGCAGUAAGGCUUGUCUGGACACCAGAGAAUGCAAUUGCAGGAAGGAAACUGUCUGAGGAAGACGCUCGAGCUACAGAGGCAGCUUUAAACUCUGUUGUGUGCCAUACUCCUUUGAAUAACCUUGGCUUUUGUCGGAAAGGAAGUACCCUUACUUUUGAUGUGGGCUUUCAGAUUCUGCGGGCAGGCCUUUUUGAGCUAAGUCAGCAUAUGAAACUGAAGUUACAGUUCACAGCUAGCGUCUCCAAUCCACCACCUGAUGCACGUCCCAUCUCUCGGAAGAACAGUCCAAGUAGUCCAGCAGUUCGGGAUCUGGUGGAGAGGCAUCAGGCCAGUUUGGGGCGUUCACAGUCCUUUUCUCACCAGCAGCCUUCUCGCAGCCAUCUUAUGAGGACUGGAAGUGUGAUGGAGCGACGUGCAGUCACUCCUCCUGUAGGAUCCCCAAUUGGGAGGCCCUUGUACCUACCUCCAGAAAGGGCUGUGCUGUCCUUGGACAAGAUUGCUAAGCGUGAAUGCAAAGUAUUAGUGGUGGAUCCUAUCACAUGACAUUCUAGAUCCAAUAAUUUACUGGCAAGCCAGGACAGCAGUCAAUAACUCCAUUGCCUCUGCCCAGGCAAAUUGAAAGGGGUUCACAAGACUCUUAUGCACAUUUGUAUCAUGCAGUAUGUUAUUUGUAAAGUUUACAGAAUUUUCCAUUAGGUGGUACUUGCUUUUGAUGGCACAGUAGUCUUUUUUUUUUUUUUUUUUUUUUUGUAAACAUUACACUGAAUUAACAGGUAGUCAGUGACACUGGAUUUUCUAAAACAGGUAAUUAAUAUUUAUGUUUUUUUGUUUGUUUUGCAGUUGAAAACUUGAAUUUUUGACAGUAGUGAGACGAUCAGAAUGCAGGAUUGUGAAACUAGUCCAGUAAUGCUGCAGCUAGAUGGGCUAUGUUGAAGUCAUUUGGCAUAUGUUCUUGGGGUUUUUUUUUCCUAUUUUUACCAUCUUGUCAGUGGCACUGAAUUUGCUUGUUCAUUAGUAUGGGGUGGGCUUCUCAUUUCACAUAACUGAUUUUUAACCCUCCAUGUCUAUGUAGUCUGAAACAAUAUGGGACUUUCCAUUUAAUUUUAAGGCAUCAGUCAAAAACAGUAUUUCAAGAAUGAUUCUGUAUUUUUGAAAGUUAGCAGCUGGUAAGCCUUGUCAGAUGAAGGUCUGGCCCUGGUUUGUGAGCAUUGUGCAGACGAGAAGUGCUAUUUAUUGCAUUGAAAUGUCUUGACCAGUUUUGCUAACUUCAGAAGUAAUUGUUUCUGUAUCUGGAAGUCCCAGAGUUUCUUUUCAGCUUGAUAGCAGGGUUUCUACUGGGGGAAGUAAAGUAUGGUGUGUAAUCUCA
This is a messenger RNA of Protopterus annectens (West African lungfish), 2690 nucleotides long. RefSeq names its product trafficking protein particle complex subunit 14 (gene TRAPPC14). Gene Ontology annotation, cellular component: TRAPPII protein complex. The record is from RefSeq and is a predicted model, not a curated record. Gene Ontology annotation, biological process: cilium assembly. Gene Ontology annotation, molecular function: alpha-tubulin binding. The transcript has 11 exons. The coding region runs from base 98 to 1867 and encodes 589 amino acids. Lineage: Eukaryota; Metazoa; Chordata; Ceratodontiformes; Protopteridae.